Messenger RNA from Thunnus maccoyii (southern bluefin tuna), 3298 nucleotides. It is a transcript of the gene b3galt1b, whose product is annotated as UDP-Gal:betaGlcNAc beta 1,3-galactosyltransferase, polypeptide 1b. Gene Ontology annotation, molecular function: N-acetyl-beta-D-glucosaminide beta-(1,3)-galactosyltransferase activity. The transcript is spliced from 2 exons. The coding region runs from base 1022 to 2008 and encodes 328 amino acids. NCBI's taxonomy places the organism in Eukaryota, Metazoa, Chordata, Actinopteri, Scombriformes, Scombridae. The record is from RefSeq and is a predicted model, not a curated record. Gene Ontology annotation, cellular component: membrane.
CUCUACACUCACCUUAAAAGCAGUAACAGAAACUCCAACCACUGCAAAACUACAAUACCACAAAAAUUGACAAAAACUAAAUUAGAAAUAUGAUUUAUCACAAACAGAAGCACAUGAUGUCCGCUUGCUUGGUCUUUCUGGCUGACCCUGAAUUGAGAACAAUCCAUUCAGCACAGGCUGAACAUGGAAACAAGCAGAGUGGUCUCCUCAGGAGGACACACUGUUUUGACUCUGUUCUCAAGCAGAGAUGGAAACAGAGCUGCACGUCCUUUUACCCUGCACACAAUCCAAAUAAACAUGACUAAUAAUUUAUAACAGGCAUAGAAACCUACUGUUUUCUCUGUUCUGUUCAAUUAUUCGUUCCCUCCGUGAUUGUGACGAGAUACAACACAUCUAGCUGCUAGUUUGACACACUAUCUUUCCUCUCUGAGUAAUAGUUGGAGUUGGAUACUCGGAGGCAGAUUCUCAAGUUUACAUGAAUUGUUUACAUGAAUGAAUUAUGUUUUCUUAAUAUUUUUGUUGUAUUUCAGUAUUUUGAUGUAAUUUUCAUUGUUAGAGCGAUCAUUCACAUGCAGUAAUCAUUGUUACUCUUUGCUUUGGCAAAAAAUACUGCUCUGUAUCUUGAUAGUAAAGCUUAUUUUAAUAUAGGAGAUGUAGAUUUAUUUUCUCAAGUGUAGCCUAUAAAACUGUAAAAUGUUUCAAUUCUACAGAACAAGUAACAGAACGCCACGCAGAGGAGCAAAAGCUGUCCACACAGACUGUUGAAAAGGAAAAGACAGUACAUUGAUGUAAAUGGAGAAGCAGCAGUGUCAACAAGAGAAAUUGGACUUCCAUACAAUUUUUAAGUGCUUUGCAUUGAAACGCAAACAGCAUCACUUCUCUCUAAAGUAAUCCAUUACUGACAAUUAAUGUCAAACUGUACGCUGGAGCAGCUUAAUGCUGCCUCGCUGGGUGAAAAAUUGCUAAUGGAAAGAAAGCCUUAUAAGAUCCAACUCAUCAAAAUACACCUAAAUGCAGCAUAAUGCCUUCGAAAGUGUCAUGUUUAUACCUGUUGACAGUGGUCUGCUGGGCGAGCGCUCUGUGGUACUUGAGUAUAUCUCGCCCAACAUCCACUUAUGUUGGCCAGAUGUCUCUGCCUGUACGGAAGACUGUGAAACCUCACAAAAACAUCACCUUCACCAACAUCCACACCCGCCCACUCAACCCACAUGCCUUUGAAUUUGUCAUCAAUGAGCCGAAGAAAUGCGAAAGUGUCACUCCCUUUCUGGUCAUCCUCAUCAGCACCACGCACAAGGAGUUUGAUGCUCGGCAAGCCAUCCGGGAGACCUGGGGGGAUGAGAGCACCUUCAGCGACAUCCGCAUCCUCACCAUCUUUCUGCUGGGAAGGAACACGGAUGCCGUCCUGAACCAGAUGGUAGAGCAGGAGAGCCAGAUUUUCCAUGACAUCGUGGUGGAGAACUUCAUUGACUCUUACCACAACCUCACCCUCAAGACCAUGAUGGGUAUGCGCUGGGUGGCUACCUUCUGCCCUAAAGCACAGUAUGUCAUGAAGACAGACAGUGAUAUCUUUGUCAACAUGGACAAUCUGAUCUACAAGCUCCUGAAGCCCACCACCAAGCCAAGAAGGAGAUAUUUCACCGGCUAUGUGAUAAACGGUGGUCCUAUAAGGGACAUGCGCAGUAAGUGGUACAUGUCCAGAGACCUGUAUCCUGACAGUAAAUACCCACCUUUCUGUUCAGGCACUGGCUACGUGUUCUCAGCAGAUGUGGCUGAGCUAAUCUUCAAGACUUCAUUACACACAAGACUGUUGCACCUGGAGGAUGUGUAUGUGGGACUGUGUUUGCGUAAGCUGGGUAUACACCCUUAUCAGAACAGUGGUUUUAAUCACUGGAAAAUGGCCUACAGUCUCUGCAGGUACAGACGGGUUAUCACCGUCCACCAGAUUUCCCCUGAAGAGAUGCACCGCAUUUGGAAUGACAUGUCCAGCAAGAAGCACCUGAGAUGUUAGGGGACAGGUGGAUCAGUGAAAAACAACAACUUUAUUUUGCCUUUUUCUCCUUUUCAAACUUCAUCAGUCACACACUGAGUAAUGUAAAAAAACAGUGAGGGCUGCUGUGAGUCUCUAUUUCAUGACAGAUGUUUUCAUUGACAUCCAUCUAUAUGUCUAUUUCUGCUGAUUACACCUCAUGGUUGUUAAUGAAUGCAUGAGGCUUGUAAAGCACGUAUUCUCAUGCAUAAUUAAAAUGUGGUGUUGUUAUUGAAAGUCAUUUUGUUCCAGGUCCAACUUAAGCAGAACAUUACUUAACAUGCAUUAAGUCAAUCAGUGUCAACCAUUAACAGGUUCACAAGUCCAUGCCCAUAUGUACAUUGAAAGAGUUUUUGAUCUACGUAAUUGUUCCUCCUGUCAAUCCCUUCCUAAAAGCGAAUUCAGUAUAAGAGAUGGGGAACAAAAUCUGUUGUUCUGCUUGAAAAUGCACAAACUUGAUCAAAGCUGAUAUAGAGCUUUAGUGGUCUGAGUUAGACAAAUGUUCAGUUUAGUACCAAAUUCAUGCUUUGUGUUACUGUUCCUCUGCUGUGGCUCAGCAAGGAAACACUGUCCAUAGAAACACAUAGAGGGAACUCCAUAUUAAAACAUUUUAACUUUGAAAGAAGACACUUUAUAUGUCUAACUUAGACUGCUGAAGCCUCAUAUCAGCUGAAUUGUGGAAUUCGCUUUUACACAAAAUGAGGACUGUGGAUUUUGUCCUCCAUCACUGAUGUUGAAAUCGCUUGAAAAAGGGAUCAAUUAUAGUGGCCAUUAACCUUUUCAAUGUACAUAUGGGUAUGUCAGUAUUGUUUUUAAGGGGACAUAUUAUGGUUUUAUACUGUUAUGAUGUCAAAUGUCAAACACAGUCACAGGUCCAAAAUGAAUGGUGAAUUGCGUGGUAAUGCUUGCUUUGGUUGCAAUGUUACCUUUCCCACCUCCUUGUGAUGAUGUCAGAUUGUUCAGGCAUGCCCACACACAGCUGUCUGUUGGUAGCCUUUGUUGUUAAGGUUCACGUUGUCUGCUUGCAUAAGUCAGAUCAGAUUUGGGCUCGGCUGGAUGUAUUUGUGAAUUUUUCAUCUCAAGUAAAAAACAAAAAAAAGAAAUGAAAUAGUACUACUACUGUUUGUUUAUGUUGCUUCUCGAGCUGCCAGAAGUCAGCUGAGGGGCAGCUCAAUCAGACCCACAACCACAACAAAUGGGCUCAUCGGGAAGGGCAGCCUUAAAGAGACAGGAGCUGAAAUGGACAGUAUAAAUGGCCAGUAUAAGAUAAAU